UUCUAUUUCGUAAGUUUCUAUUGCUACAUUCCUCGGAAUUCGUUUAAAAAUGGUACCACUUGGACCGUCACCGGGGCAUCAAACGUCUGUUAAUAAUAGUGCAAGUACUCCAACGUCUGGAACGAAGAGCAGUUCAACAUUGAAACCAAAUUACACUUUGAAAUACACUUUGGCAGGUCACACUAAAGCAGUUUCUUCAGUGAAGUUUAGCCCAAACGGAGAAUGGCUUGCUAGUUCCUCUGCGGAUAAGUUAAUCAAAAUAUGGGGAUCGUACGAUGGAAAAUUUGAAAAAACCAUAUCCGGUCACAAGCUUGGUAUUUCAGAUGUGGCAUGGUCUAGCGAUAGCAGAUUGUUGGUGUCUGCCUCUGAUGAUAAAACCUUGAAAAUAUGGGAAUUAAGUUCUGGGAAAUGCUUAAAGACAUUAAAGGGUCAUAGCAAUUAUGUGUUUUGUUGCAACUUUAACCCACAGUCGAACCUUAUAGUUUCUGGUUCUUUCGACGAAAGUGUUCGAAUAUGGGAUGUUAGAACUGGAAAAUGCCUGAAAACGUUACCCGCUCACUCCGACCCCGUAAGUGCUGUUCAUUUUAACAGGGAUGGAUCGUUGAUCGUGUCUAGUAGUUACGACGGGUUAUGUCGGAUCUGGGACACAGCAUCCGGUCAGUGUUUGAAGACUUUAAUAGACGACGACAAUCCACCGGUAUCUUUCGUUAAGUUUUCGCCAAAUGGAAAAUAUAUUUUAGCAGCGACGUUAGACAACACGUUGAAACUGUGGGAUUAUAGCAAAGGAAAAUGCUUAAAAACUUACACAGGUCAUAAGAACGAAAAAUAUUGCAUAUUUGCAAAUUUUUCAGUUACAGGCGGGAAGUGGAUCGUUUCGGGUUCAGAAGACAAUAUGGUAUAUAUUUGGAAUUUACAGACUAAAGAAAUUGUACAGAAACUACAAGGGCACACAGAUGUUGUGCUUUGUACGACGUGUCAUCCCACGGAUAACAUUAUAGCAUCAGCUGCACUUGAAAAUGAUAAAACGAUUAAACUAUGGAAGAGUGAUACAUAGAAUGGGCACAGGUUCUUUACGAUAUUUCAUCGUAGGUACUAUAAAAGAAAAACAAAAAGAAAAAAAAAAAAAGAGGUGUUCACACCUGUUGUAGACGGCCGUCUUCACUCUUUUUCUCUUAUCCUCUGUAAUUUUUCAGUUUUCCAGUUUUCCAUUUUCGCAUAAAAAUAUGUAGCAAUUUUAGCAAUUUUUAUUAGCAAACAAUUGUAUAGAGAGGCAGUAGAAUACGCGCACUCAAAUGUUUAGAUUUUAUCGAAUAUAAAUAGUACCAGAUAGGCAGGGAAGAAGAAAAAUGUACACUUUUAACGCAGCAUUUAUCUAUGCAAACUGAAAAUUAAGAAUUCAGUAAGAGUCGAAUAUAGGUGUGUAAGUUAUUAACAGUUACGGUUAUAGUAAAGAGUAAUAUGAGAAAAAAAAACUGAAGGAUACAAAUACGAGAAUGUAAUUUUUAAAAUUAUACUUAGGCGAGUGAUUGUUUUUUUUAUCGUUUUGAUAUUUAUUGUAUAGUUGAUUGAUUAUAACUACGUCAAAUGUUUAACUAAUAUACUUUUUUUUAUCUAUAACUAAAAAUAAAAUAACUGUAUGUGUAUAGUCCGUCCAACGAAACGAGUCAGUAAAUAGGUAUUAUUAAAGAAGAACUGUGCAGCGAUCCUGCGCUAUGCACCUGAAUUUCUAUACAUUUACCGACUCGUCUCGUUGGACGGACUAUCAAAGGACAUAUUUUGUAUAUAUAUACACACACACACACACACACACACAAACA
Osmia lignaria (orchard mason bee) is the source of this 1817-nucleotide messenger RNA. RefSeq names its product WD repeat-containing protein wds (gene wds). The record is from RefSeq and is a predicted model, not a curated record. Gene Ontology annotation, molecular function: histone binding. NCBI's taxonomy places the organism in Eukaryota, Metazoa, Arthropoda, Insecta, Hymenoptera, Megachilidae. Gene Ontology annotation, cellular component: Set1C/COMPASS complex.